Molecule: messenger RNA, 2141 nt
Organism: Saccostrea echinata
Lineage: Eukaryota; Metazoa; Mollusca; Bivalvia; Ostreida; Ostreidae
Product: growth factor receptor-bound protein 2-like
Exons: 5
Coding region: 80-742 (220 amino acids)
Molecular function (GO): protein binding
Source: RefSeq, a predicted model, not a curated record
UUGGCAUAUUUUUUUCUAUAACGAAAGGAAACUAGAUAUAGGACUUCUCCAACACGCGCAGGAAUUUAUCACGGUCAAGAUGGAGGCGAUAGCGAAACAUGACUUCAGAGCAACUGCUGAUGAUGAAUUAAGCUUUUCCAAAAAUAAUAUUUUGAAGAUUCUAAGUAUGGAUGAUGACCAGAAUUGGUUCAAAGCAGAGCUAGAUGGUAAAGAGGGAUAUGUACCAAAUAACUAUAUAGAAAUGAAACCUCAUCCGUGGUUUGCUGGGAAAAUUCCUCGAUUAGAAGCAGAAAGGCGAUUAUUAGAGAAAGAUGGUAGAGGAAACUUCAUACAUCCAGACGGGGCAUUUCUGCUGAGGAAUAGCGAGAGUGCUCCAGGAGAGUUCUCAAUAUCAGUAAAGUUUCAAGAAAAUAUCCAGCAUUUUAAAGUAUUAAGGGAUGGAGCAGGCAAAUAUUUCCUAUGGGUUGUCAAGUUCAACUCUAUAAACGAACUGAUCGAAUAUCAUCGGAUGUCAUCUGUCAAUCGUGGACAGACCAUUGUACUCAAAGAUAUGGCGACUAACAGGAAAAAGCGAGCAACAGCCCAGUAUGAAUUCAAAGCCGAGACAGAAGAGGAGCUGGGAUUCUGUAAAGGUGAUGUAGUCACAAUUCUAGAGGAAGUGGACAGCAAUUGGUGGAAAGGCGAGCUACACGGUCAAGAGGGCCUGUUCCCCGCUGCAUACGUCCGUGUUCUUGACAGCUAAAGUCCCCCCACCCCCCUCCAUAAUCAUGUACUGACUCUUGCAUGUGGAAAAAUCAGCUUGAAAUAAUCGUUUGUAAUAUCGUCAUUUUGUAAGGACAAGCCGCUUUCCCCAUCUCUUCUGGAUGGAUAACCAUUGGUCCAAAAUGUCGACAUAUGUGAUAAAUAUUGGGGCUCCUGGAAAAUCUACUUCUGUCAGCCAUAGUGUGUCAGCCUUAUUGCAUCUUAAGAUCAUGAAUAUCAGGCUUUUUUUUCCCAUUAUGUUGAAAGUCUCAGAAAAGGAUCUUCUUUCCAAUCAACUUAUUUUUUCUCUUAAGAGAUCAAAUGAGUACAAAUGUAUUUGUAUAAAUUUCAUUUUUCAUAGAUACUCAUUGUACAUACAUUAACAUUCUUAGCAGUAUAUGUUGCUUAAUUCAUUAUUUUGAAGAUUGUAAGAAAACUCUUUUUGUAAUUAAUGAAUUAUGGAAAUAGGACAGAUUUAAUUGGAUCUCUCCUUGAUUCUUCUGCUGAAGUAGGAACCAGAAAGUCAGAGACUUGCAUUGUUUUAGAUUUAGUAAGAGAUUGGGGCCAGUGUAGAAUCAGAUGUUAAUUUAUAAUAGUGAAAUGGACAGAUCUGAUCAUUUUAGAAUGAGGUAUUUUUUUGUACAGCUGAUUAAAAAAAAAUGAAAAAUUUUCCUCUAGAAUCAAAUAGUAUAUAAGUUCUCUUUGGCUAUAUGAAAUAUGCUUUUAAUUUUUAUUUAAGAUAUUCCAUGCUUAAUAAUGCCUCCCCUUCCCUUUUUGUCACUAAAUAUCAAAUGUUCCACAUAUAUUUUUUUAAUGCAUACAAAUAGUAGCUAUGUGUUUUGAGAAGGGUAGCUUGCAUAAUGACUGGCCAGGUGUGCAUAGAUUGUUCUCUAUACAGUUCAAGUAACCAUUUAAUUUUUAGUCUUAGCUAGCAGGGACUUACUUAAAAGAGAGCUUAAAAUCUCUCACUGGUUAUUUUGACAUGUUUAUGUUGCUGUUGAUAUAUGGAUAUAUAUAUUUAUAUACUAUAAAUACCUUUAUGAUCUUGUUACUCUAAUUUCACUUUUGAUAUCCAACAUAAAUGCACUUGGCAUCAAGCUGAUUAAGAGACUAGAGCCUCCUCUUUCUACAGGUUUGUUUUAUAUAAUUGUUUGUUUGUUUGAUAAUAUUUGUUUCUUAGAUGAAGAUGAUGCUCUAAAUUUUCUGUGCUGUUCCUCCAAGUACUUCCUUCAAUAUGCUGGUCAUGACUUUUGUGCUCUGUAUAAAAGUGAUUUAUCUCGAAAUUGGCACUGGUGAUAUAUCACUUAGUUUCUGAGAAACAAUAUAUCCUCUGCCAUGUUUUAUAAAAUGUUAACAAAAAUUGUCAAGAAUGUCAUUCAAUAAAUUUUAGCAAUUUUUAA